Engraulis encrasicolus (European anchovy) is the source of this 1331-nucleotide messenger RNA. RefSeq names its product Fas apoptotic inhibitory molecule b (gene faimb). The record is from RefSeq and is a predicted model, not a curated record. The transcript is spliced from 4 exons. Gene Ontology annotation, biological process: negative regulation of extrinsic apoptotic signaling pathway via death domain receptors; canonical NF-kappaB signal transduction; positive regulation of neurogenesis. Bases 387 to 932 code for a protein of 181 amino acids. NCBI's taxonomy places the organism in Eukaryota, Metazoa, Chordata, Actinopteri, Clupeiformes, Engraulidae.
UGGACUUCAUCACCUAGCACUAAUCUGCUGAUACGCACAAUGCUGACUCAGCCAGAGUUGAAAUGCAAUUUGUUUGCCAUCAACCCAUUUGGCAUCCGUCUGAACUUCAAGUCCAGCCUAUCUGACAGACAUUGACAGACCGCGUGCGCCCUCCUGCCCUGGACAAGAUGCUAGGAGGAGAUUGAUAAGCCUCUUACACUAAUGCACCUGUUGCUGAGAGAGCACACCAAGGAAGCUCCAUGCACGCGUGUUUGGGAAUUUGAUAAGACAAAAAAAAAUGUGUGCGACACGUUCGAGUGCACACUGAGGGUGUAGAUGAGAAGAUGCUUGUAAUGUGCUUAAUCUUUUGACACCUCGGGUGUCUGCUGUAUGUUACCUGCUGAGACAUGGCUGGGGACAUUGCUGCGCGGUGGGACGUAGAGCUAAGUGAUGGCAUUUACCGGAUUGAAUUUGAACAUGGGACCACAACGGGAAAACGUGUCAUCUACAUCAAUGGAAAGGAGGUGUUGAGGAGAGACUGGAUGUUCAAGCUGGUGGGGAAGGAGACCGUAGGAGUCACGGAGGCCAAGGCCACCAUCCACAUCGAGGCCAUCGGCGGCUUCGCCUACGAGUACUCUCUCAACAUCAACGGGAAGGCCUACCAGAGGUUCAUGGACAAUCGCUCCAAAAUAAGCAAAUCCUGGACCGUGAAGCUGGAUGGUGUAGACUACAGGAUAGUGUUGGAAAAGGACACCAUGGAUGUUUGGUGCAAUGGACAACAAAUGGAGACUGUGGGGGAAUUUGCAGACGACGGCACGGAAACCCAGUUCGCGGUGGCGAACCACGAGUGUUGCAUCAAGGCCAUCAGUAGCGGGAAAAAGAAGCGUGGUCAUGGUGGCAUCAUGCAUAUUCUGCUGGUGGACGGAGGUGUGGUAUCCGAGGUCAUGCAAUGACCCCCAGGAUUCUGAUCACCAUGACCACGCCAUUAAAAGGAAUAUUGCGGAACCCCUGAAAGGAAUUCAUUUUGGGCCUCCACUUACUCCCUGCCCCACACUCCCCACUCCCUGCCUGCUUGUCUUGAUCUACGCCAAACCAUCACCCCUUAAUGGCAAUCAACCUCGCACACAAGACUAUAUAUGGGUGGCGUCAGAUCAGUAUUUACAAAGAAAUAACCAGAACGAUUUUCAGAGACAAAACUGUGGUACAAGAAUCAUAUCUUGUGUUGUUUCAGUAGAUUGACUGUAGUUGACUCAAGUUGCUUUCACUGUGCCAGCAAGCCAUGACUUUUUAAGGAACUCAGCCAUGCUUUUUCGGGUUAACAAUGUAUUUGUUUUGACAGCUUAUUCUUAUUC